AUGGAGGGUCCGAAUCAGGUUGAAUAGUAAAAGCGCCUCUGUUUAGGGCUUCGUUUUCGAAUGAACUUACGAGUCAACGGAACAUAUAAGGAUUUGCAGUGAGGAAUGGACAGCGACAGGAAGAAGGUGUCUUUUAAGUGGCUGAAAGGGGUUUCUUACUACAACACACCAAUGCACGAAGAGUCAACUGCUCACCCCCUCACUGACUCUCCAGGGGCGGAGCUACUUGGAGCAAUGAGUCUGGACACGCCUAAAAGAAAAGCAGAUGUGUUCUGUAAGAGCAUGCCAUCUGCAGGCAAAGCCAAGCUUAGAAAACAGUCCAGGGAAAAUUUUGAAACUUUUAAAGCUUUUGAGAGAUCUGAUGCAGAAGAGUUGCUCCUGCAAGAAGAAUCUCCAACAAGUCAAACAGUAUCACCAACCUCAAAUCACUCUUUCCUCUUAAAAAAGAAAGAAAGGACACCUGAGGAGGGAUCGAGGGCAAUCUGCCGGAUGGCACUGAUUGACGCUAUUGGCAAGACGAAAGUAAGCCUUGGCGAAACUAAAGACCCCAGCCUAGCGACUGAGAGUGGGCCUUUGCACGCUGUACCUGCACCUAUACAGGCUGAAGAGCAAACUGCGGAGCCUUUUGUGAAUAGAAACCGCUGCUUGAGCAGUCCAAGCAAUUAUGAGGAUGUCGGAGCACUGUUUGAGGACUCACAGUCACAAAGUUCCUGCUCAGAGUCGAAAACGGAUACCAGGGAUCUUGUUUUUGUGGAGACCAACCCCAACUGUAAAUUAACUGUAAAAACUCCUCUAACUUUUCUGGGGGCAACGUCUUCGGCCUCCUUUUCACCUACUGUUAAUGAUGGCGAAUCUGAGCAGGAAGCCUCAGAUGGAACGGAGUCCUACGUUUUACCAGAAAUAAAGGAGGUUUGUGUUUCAUUCAUGCAGCAGGACCAACCAAACAUGGAGCCUUUAAAUCGCUUCAGAGCUAGCACUCAGGAUUUUUACUCAUCCACUGGCACCAGUACAUCGGACUCUCUCAAUGUGCCACUUUAUUCAGUUGCGCCAUGUAGACAAAGUGACUGCUUCACUUCGAUGCGUCACCCUCACUCCUCCUCAUCAUCUGUUUUCCCCUCCAAAAGAAGUUUAUCCUUAGGGGCUAACCCUCUGUGGACCACUUACCCUGACUGUAACUCUCAGGCUGGCUUCAUCGACACACAUUGUCAUCUGGACAUGCUCUAUGGAAAACUUGGAUUCAAAGGAACGUUCGGCCGCUUCAGGCAGGUUUACAGCAGCAGCUUCACUCCCCAGUUUCAAGGCUGCAUCACCAACUUCUGUAACCCAUAUGUCAUGAUGAAGGAGGCCUUGUGGGAAGGUUUGCUUUCUGAAGACAUGGUAUGGGGAGCAUUUGGCUGCCAUCCACAUUUUGCCAGAAGUUACUCAAAUAUUCAAGAAAACAAUAUUCUGGUGGCAAUGAGGCAUCCAAAAGCGGUGGCAUUUGGUGAAAUGGGCCUGGAUUAUUCCCACAAAAACUCCACUGACUCUUCAAGGCAAAAACAAGUGUUUGAACGUCAGCUGCGUUUGGCCGUAACCAUGCAGAAACCUCUGGUGAUCCACUGCAGGGAUGCAGAUGACGACCUGCUGGAAAUAAUGAAGAAGUGUGUGCCCAGAGAUCACAAAAUUCACAGACACUGUUUCACAAACAGUUACUCGGUGAUCGAGCCCUUCCUCACAGAGUUCCCCAACCUGUACGUGGGCUUCACAGCACUGAUCACCUACAGCAAGGCCAGGGAAGCCCGGAACGCCGUUCGCCGGAUCCCUCUGAACCGUAUUGUUCUGGAGACGGAUGCUCCCUAUUUCCUACCAAGACAGGUUGGCAAAGAUGUGUGCCAGUUCUCUCACCCAGGAAUGGGUAUCCAUACCCUGCAUGAGCUGAGCUGGCUGAAGGGGGAAGACGAGGCCACGGUGCUCAAAACCAUCCGAAACAACACCUCUCUGCUGUACGGCAUAUAAUCCUACACCAGGACAACAAUCAGUUCACACAGUGCUGUUUUGCAACAAAAACACUGUUCUGUGUUUGUGUUUUGUUUUAGGUUUAAGAAGCCCCUCGUUUUUUUUUUUUGUUCGUCUAGAAAAGCGGUUUAAAUUUUUAAAAAAUGAUCUUUAAAUUUAUUUUUUGUCAAAGAAUAAAGGUUUAAAAAGCUUUCAUGAAAACCUUAAAUUAAUCUCUACACAACUAUUAAAAUGUUUACAUUUUAGGUAAUUGCUUAUGUGAAUUAAUUUCAGAAAUAUUUUUAAUUUUUAUUGAUUUCUAUGCAGCUGAAUAUUAGUUGUUCCAGUCUGUUUAUGUUGUCUACCUUCUGUGUAGUUUGGUUUAAUUAGCUGGAGAAGUAUUAAAUACCUUUAACAUGGACUGUUUAUUCUGUUUACUUGAAUUGGUGAUGAAAAAGUGUGUUGAAGCAUAUUUUUAGUAGAACGUGCAGAGAUGGAUGCCCCAUUAGCCAGCUUUUAUAAAACCCUCCUCUCCACCACACAGUUGCUUCUAAGUGCUUUUUAUUUUGGGUGCAAUUAGUCAUGUUGCAUGUUUUUAUGGGUUAGCUUGCCAUUAAAGUAGUAGUAUGACAUUUUCCUUGUGCUCCAGGGUUGCUAAGAGACACUUUAAAAUG
Molecule: messenger RNA, 2648 nt
Organism: Cyprinodon variegatus (sheepshead minnow)
Lineage: Eukaryota; Metazoa; Chordata; Actinopteri; Cyprinodontiformes; Cyprinodontidae
Gene: tatdn2
Product: TatD DNase domain containing 2
Exons: 7
Coding region: 106-1995 (629 amino acids)
Molecular function (GO): hydrolase activity, acting on ester bonds
Source: RefSeq, a predicted model, not a curated record